Molecule: messenger RNA, 759 nt
Organism: Colletotrichum spaethianum
Lineage: Eukaryota; Fungi; Ascomycota; Sordariomycetes; Glomerellales; Glomerellaceae
Product: putative transporter
Exons: 1
Coding region: 1-759 (252 amino acids)
Biological process (GO): transmembrane transport; basic amino acid transport
Cellular component (GO): fungal-type vacuole membrane
Molecular function (GO): basic amino acid transmembrane transporter activity
Source: RefSeq, a predicted model, not a curated record
AUGGCGCCUUGGGCGAAAUCUAAGUCGUCGCCGCCCUCCGACGGCCAGCCCGGCAGGAGGGAUGAGCGUACGCCUCUUCUCCAAGUCGACGAACCUUCGACCCCUCUCCCCAUCACCCCGCAGGACGAAAACGCCAUUCCGCCCAAUGAGUUCGACUUCCUCCUCUCGCGGUCGGUCCCCACCUCGGGCCCCUUCCUGGAGCCAGAAUCGACCGUGAAUCCCCUGCUGCGCGGCCCCCGGCGCUACAGCACCGCCUCCAAGAACCGCCGGCCCUCGCUCGCCAGCCGCUCCGACCACGAGGCCGGCGCCAUUGACGACCAAGACUCGGACGCCGUCUCUGUGAGCAGCACCGCGUCGACGCCCUACCUCAAUGGCAUUUCCCGCUCGCGCUUCUGGUUCAUCUUCGCCGAGAUCCUGCUGACCUUUUUCAUCGCCUGCUUCGACGGCACCAUUAUGGCCUCCUCCCACCCGGUCAUCACCUCCUACUUCCACGCCUCCAACAGCGCCUCGUGGCUGUCCACGGCCUUCAUGCUCACGUCGACGGCGUUUCAGCCGCUGCUGGGUCGGCUGUCCGACAGCAUCGGGCGCAAGCCGCCGUACGUGGCGACCAUGGUCAUCUUUGCGUUCGCGACCUUGUGGUGCGCGCUCGCGCAGAGCAUGACGAGCUUCAUUCUGGCGAGGGCCUUGUGCGGGCUUGGCGCGGGCGGAAUGAUGACCCUGGGAAGUAUCAUCCUUAGCGAUCUGGUCCCGAUCGAGUGA